AUGUCAACAGAUCCGCAUUGGUUAAAGGGAGUAAUAGCUGUUGCAGUUGGCAUUGGAAUAACGGUUGGUUCAGUUGGGGUGGUUUUUAUAACUCGACUACUAGAAAAAAAAGAAAAACUAUUAUUAAAACAGGAAGUUGAUGAAUUAAAUAUUGCAAUACUUGAUCUUCAAGCAGAAUUUAAAGCAUUAAAGAAAAAAAUUAUAAAACCAGGAAAAAGAUCAGCCUUAUCAAGUAGCACCAGUGUAACAAGUGAAGCUAGUUUGUAUACAGCACUAGGAACUGACGACGAAUUUCACGACAUGUCAUCAGAAAACGAAGAAUCCCAACAUUCAAAUAUUCUGAAUGAAAAUCCAGAUGGUAGUUUAUCUUCAGAACAUUUUAGCGAACAUUAUACUGGACCUUCAUUACUUAGUGAUGAUAUUUUUGAUCAAGUAGAUGAAUUAUUUGAAGGUUCUGAUGAAGAUAAACUUAAAGCUUAUGAAAUUUUAUUACACCUUAACGAAGAACGAACAGAUGAUAUUGAGGUACUUUGGAGAUUAGCAAAAUCGUGUCAAUUUGUAUCAAAAUAUUAUAUUGCAGCAAAAAAAAAUCUAGAAAAGAGUAAAUCAGUUAUUGAUGAAGGUGUAAAAUGGUCAAAGCAUGCCUUGGAAAUGUAUCCAGGGAAUUGUAAUGCACACAAAUGGUUUGCUAUAUGUAGUGGUGCUCGAGGUCAGUUAGGAUCAACUAAAGAAAAAAUUGAAGGAGGUUAUAUAUUUCAAAAUCACAUAAAUGAAGCAAUAAAAAUCAAUUCUCGUGAUCCAACUUUAUAUUAUUUAAAAGGAAAACUUGAAUAUGAAGUUGCUGUUUUAUCAUCUUUUGACCGGCGUAUAGCCAGUUGGUUGUAUGGAGAGGUACCUAAAGGUACAAUACCAGAAGCGAUUGAACUAUUUUUAAAAUUUCAACGCGAAUCUCCGAUUCAGCUAAAAGACUGUCACCUACAUCUUGCCAAGUGUUACAUAGCUAAAAACGAGUAUGAAACUGCCGUGAAUUGGUUGGAACAAUCAUUGGAGCUUCCCGCUAAGGAUUCUGAGGACAAAGAAACGGAUAGCGAAGCCAGUCAACUUCUCAAGAAAUAUUUAAAAUAUAAAAAAGUUUAA
Macrosiphum euphorbiae (potato aphid) is the source of this 1137-nucleotide messenger RNA. The record is from the annotation of a GenBank genome assembly. Lineage: Eukaryota; Metazoa; Arthropoda; Insecta; Hemiptera; Aphididae.